AUGCCUUCAGGAGAUGUCAACUUCAAUGACAGUGCUGUGAAUCACCAAACUUUUCUCCUAGUUGGCAUUCCUGGCAUGCGGGAGUACAAUUCUUGGAUGGCCUUCCCUCUGUUUGUGCUCUACGCUCUAACUCUGCUUGGAAAUCUUGUGAUCCUCUUUGUCAUCAAGACAGAGCAAAGCCUCCACGAGCCCAUGUACAUCUUCCUCUCCAUCCUGGCCUGCUCAGAUCUGGGCCUCUCCGUGGCCACCAUGCCAACAAUGUUGGGUGUUUAUUGGUUUGACUCCAGGGAAAUCUCAUUCAAUGCCUGCAUCACUCAGAUGUUCUUCAUCCAUUUCUUUCAAUGGACGGAGUCUGGAAUCCUUGUGGCAAUGGCUUUUGACCGCUUCAUUGCCAUUCGUGAUCCCCUGAGAUAUUCUUUACUGCUCCCAAAUACAGUAAUUAUAAAACUAGGAAUUGCGAUCUUAUCCAGAGGAUUCUGCCUCAUCUUCCCAGUCCCCUUCCUUAUUAAACGGCUGCCCUUCUGCAGAUCCAAUGUUCUUUCUCACUCCUAUUGUCUCCACCAGAAUAUAAUGAAUUUGGCCUGUGCAGACACUACAGUGAAUGUGUUGUAUGGAUUGAUUAUCGUCGUGAGCACAUUGGGGUUGGACAUCGUCAUCAUUCUUGUCUCGUACAUCCUGAUUCUACAGACUGUCUUGAGCAUUGCUUCCCAAACAGAGCGCCUGAAGGCUCUCAACACCUGUGUGUCCCAUGUGUGUGCCAUCCUGAUUUUCUAUGUCCCCAUGAUAGGCGUCUCGGUGGUUCAUCGCUUCGGAAGGCACCUCUCUCUCAUUGUGUACAUGCUGAUGGCCAACAUCUACAUUGCGGUCCCGCCUGUUCUAAAUCCCAUCGUGUACAGUGUGAAAACGAAGCAGAUUCGGGAAAGGAUCUGCAAAAUGUUCCAGUAA
Eublepharis macularius is the source of this 945-nucleotide messenger RNA. Its product is annotated as olfactory receptor 51H1-like. The transcript has a single exon. NCBI's taxonomy places the organism in Eukaryota, Metazoa, Chordata, Lepidosauria, Squamata, Eublepharidae. Gene Ontology annotation, molecular function: olfactory receptor activity; G protein-coupled receptor activity. Gene Ontology annotation, cellular component: membrane. The record is from RefSeq and is a predicted model, not a curated record. Gene Ontology annotation, biological process: G protein-coupled receptor signaling pathway. The coding region runs from base 1 to 945 and encodes 314 amino acids.